Molecule: messenger RNA, 964 nt
Organism: Etheostoma cragini (Arkansas darter)
Lineage: Eukaryota; Metazoa; Chordata; Actinopteri; Perciformes; Percidae
Product: papilin-like
Exons: 5
Coding region: 39-722 (227 amino acids)
Biological process (GO): axon guidance; dendrite self-avoidance; homophilic cell-cell adhesion
Cellular component (GO): plasma membrane; axon
Molecular function (GO): cell-cell adhesion mediator activity
Source: RefSeq, a predicted model, not a curated record
GGUUCAGUAUUGAGCGGUCAAGCUCAUCUUUGCUAGUAAUGCGAGCGGGACAAACUGCCACACUGUCCUGCACCAUCGUCCCUUCCUCAGCGCUUCAGUCUGUCAACAUUCAGUGGACUAAAGAUGGACACACCCUCAGUGACUCCAGGUAUAGCCAACAGCCAGACGGCACUCUGACCAUCGGCUCUGUGAAGUCUUCAGACUCCGGCAUGUACACAUGUACCGCCUCCACCCAGCAGCAGCUGGAGCAGAAACAGCUGCAGCUCAGAGUCCAAGCUGACCUAAAGAUCACCACAGCUCCCAAUAACAUCCAGGUGUCUGAAGGCAGCACAGCGUUACUCCCCUGUGUGGUGUCAGGAGACAACGUCAACAUUGGCUGGUCCAGGAAUGGCAUUCCAGUGCGUCCAGACGGGCGUACCAUCCUGAUGUCCUCUGACGGCAGCCUGAUCCUGAAUAACGUAAAGCCAUCAGACGAGGGCACUUACACCUGCAACGCUUACACUGGCAUCUACUCUGUGAGUGCCACGGCCGAAGUUAGAGUCUCUAAAGACACACAACAAGGUGAUGAUGUGCCUCCAGAAUGCAUGGACCAGCCGGAGCUUGCCAACUGCGAGCUGAUUGUUUACGCUCGACUUUGCUCCAACUCGUACUACUCCAGCUUCUGCUGCGCCAGCUGUACCCGGCACUCACAGAACAACGGCAGGUUGGGACGGCGAGGCUGAAGCCGCACAGGGUUUAAAAACUGUGGGACGGGCACGGGACGGGAAAUGUUGAAGCUGUUUUUGGGAGGACUGCAUUUAAAACUGAACUUUUGCCUCCAAACAUUCAUUUCUGACCAGGUUGUGCAGAAUCGCAAUGAAGGCUGUGCAAUUAGUCGAAUUGUAAUCACAAAAACAGUGUAAUCAGAAAAAAAUGACACAUUUGCACAUUACGUUUUGCAAGUAAACUCUUGUGUCCUGAAUUU